AUGGUCGGGAAGGUGGUCGUGCUCUUGGGAAUGUUGCUGAGUGUCGGAGGCGCGAGCAAGGUCAAGUAUGACGAGAACUUUGUGAGUUGUAGGGUUUUGCUAAUAGGAGAUUAGACAGUAUGGUUUGCGUAUAGCCAAAUAAGGGUACAUUUUCUAUGAUGGUCAACUUUUUUCAGAUCAAAGAAGUUUCUUCCAGGUCGGACAAUGAGAUCGAAUAUGGAUUUGACAAUAUGGUCCCAGCAAAGUAAGCGUGUGAAUUCAAAUCAAUUUUAUUUCUCAUAGAAGCCGUAUAGAAUAAUAUCAAUUGUUUUGAUACCUCAAUAAAUCCUCAAGUUAUUUUUUUUUGCUUUAUAAAUAGUCGAGAGACCUUUCAAAUUGUAUCCCUAUUGUCUAUUCCUCAGAUUAUCUCCCCUUUUUUCGGAGAUAUCCAAGAUAUCCAGCGGUCUUUGUACGCUCUUAUAGAACUCUUAAAAAAUCCCUGCCAACACCUUCCCCUCAGUUCUCAAAUCAUCAAUUUUUCUUAAAAAUUUUCAGGCCCUAUGAUCAACGACUAGAGCUGAAUGUCAGCAAAAUCCUGGAUUCCCUGAUCGCCAGCCAUGAUCGCCGAAUCCGCCCCAAUUACGGGGGUAAGUUCCCCUCGCUUUCCCCCAAAUUCUUUCUCUAAAGAAUUCCCUUUCUUUCUAUUCAAAAACACUUAGCAGUCCUCCUAAGUGUUUUCAAAGUGUACAUAACUAAUUAGUUGACGUUUGAUGGGAAAAUAUUCACCACCCGAAGCCCCCAGGGGCAUUGUUUCUUUUGGGUCCAAGAAAUCGCCGGUGACAAUUUGAUGGGUGACGUCGCCUGCGGGCAUGCGAAUAAUUGUGACCGAUUAAAGCUUUGCGGGACCAAAAUGUCAACUGGGAAAUGGAAGGAACAAAGUGUUAAAAAAAUUAAAAUAUGUGAAUGCAAACAGCGCAGAAACGAAGGGAUUAGCAUAAUCUUCUCACUUGCAUAAACAAAGAAUUGCCUGUUUUUUGUCGCCUUCUCGGCUUAUGAACAGCUAACCCUUGUUUGAGAACAAAUGGACAAAGAAGGAGGAGAUGGGGAGUGUUGGAAAACUUGGAGGGGAAUGUAGAUAGUAGAAUAAAUAAUUUAAAGACGGAAAUGAUGAAUUGGCCAAUUUAAAUUGCUAAAAAGCAGUAAACGUGCCAAAAAGGAAGCACAUUGAGAUCAGAAAAUUGCAAGUUUUUUUGCAGAAAAAUCCAAGAAAAAUUGAGAAGCACAGAAUUAAAAGCAAAAAAUCAGAUGUCAAAGUAAAAAUUGAGACCAGUAGACUUCAUAUUCUUCUAUUGCGACAGCAAUUUAUAUCAUAAAAUCAUUAAAAAUACAAUGUUUUUUAGGUGCCCCAACAGAAGUCAAUGUCACAGCGCAUAUCAUUACAAUAAGUGCCAUUUCCGAAGUUACUAUGGUAUGAACUCCUUAUAAUUUAUUUUGCAACUGUUUUCAGUUGUUAGAUUUUCUUUUCUAGCCAUCUAAUCCUUAUAUUUUUUCCAAUUUCACUCUCUUUUUUACAGGAUUACACAAUAGACUUGUAUCUCCGCCAAUUUUGGAGGGAUACCCGUCUGGCUUUUACCUCAGUCCGUGACGAUGAUACCACAAAAUUAACGGUUGGAAUAGACAUGGUGAAGAGUAUUUGGACGCCGGACACGUUCUUUCCCAACGAGAAGAAAUCGUUUUUCCACGACACCACUUCGCACAACAGUUUUCUGCGAAUUGAUAAUCGAGGGAAUGUGAUGAGAAGUAUUCGUCUUACUGUAACCGCCAACUGCCCGAUGAAUCUUCAUACGGUAGGUCGCAUUUUAGUUUAGUAGGUCCAAAUAAUAUUGCUAAAGAUUUGGCAAUUUUUCGUAUUUUUUGAUCGCUCAUUUUUUGCAAGACAAUUCUCUGACCAAACAAGUGCAAAAAUGCAACGGUUUUUGUUUGUAAAUGUUGUUAAUUGUCUGGCUAAUCGUUGUGACAAAUGCUGGAGGAAGUCUCCAGCAGAGAUACGUCACAUGUCAAAAAUUUUUACUCUAACGUGGAUGAUUAAAUUUUUUACUUUUGCAGUUUCCCUUGGACGAACAACUCUGCGCGUUGGAAAUUGAGGUAAGUAAGGGUAAAAAUGAUUUUUAAAAUUUUCAAAAUUUGUGGCUUCUUUCACAGGGUAAGUGCUCACAGUGCGACGCUCUAAUUUUACUGAAAUUUGUCACAAAUUCUAAGUUAUUUUUAGAACAUUUGCGGGAUUCCUAAGCUCGCGAUUUUUAAAUCGAAAGUUGGUCAAAAUUCAACCUUUUUUGCCACUUUAUCCAUGAAAAUAUAAUACUUAGCCUUUUAUUCUGCAGGAAAUCAAAUCAAGGUGGCAGGGAUAUGGCCAAAAUUUUUUUCUGUGGCUAAAAUUUUUCGGAAUUGAUUAACCCUCCAGGCAUGCGUAUGAAAUUUAAAGAAAAUUUCAAUGUUACAGCUGAGGUGCUUCCUUUUUAAACUUAAGCCAAAGCCUUCCCCUUAUUUUGUGUCAACUUUCAUCAAGAUCUGAAAAAAAGUUUACUUAGUUUUCAUUUUUUCCUGCGGUAAAAAAAGAUUCAAAAACCCACAUCCAAGGUUCACAGAUCCAUGAUUUCUGGAUCCCCUAGCCCCUCAAGCCCACCCUAUUCUCCAUCAGAUUACCGCCUUUGCUUUCAGAGCUAUGGUUACAGCACGGCCGACAUCAUCUACCAUUGGCAUCAUCACAAGGCCGUCAUUAUCGACGAGAACGUGCAUUUGGCCCAUUUCACGAUCGAAGACCACUUCCACGUGGAGCGGAUGAUAUCGCUGAGCACGGGGAAUUACUCGCGUCUAACCACCUACUUCAAGUUCAAACGGAACAUUGGCUUUUAUUUGAUUCAGGUUUAUCUUCCGUCCUCUCUAAUUGGUAGGUGGAAAUUGCGUUGAGCGGCAAAAUUCAAGGGGGAAAUCUUUAAUUUUUGAGGAGAAUACUGAAGAGUAUGAAUGCUGCGCUUUUCAUUGCCUAGAUUUUGCAUUUUUUUCAACAAAAAUGACAUUUUAUUGUCUGUAAAUCGAUUUUUUCAAAGAAUACUUCAAUUUUCACAUCUUUUUUGAGGUUUUUCUACUAAAACAAGGUUGGUUUGUCCUUAUCAUCAAAUAUUUUCAGUUGUAAUAUCAUGGGUAUCCUUUUGGUUGAACCGGGAAGCCACGCAAGCCCGUGUUGCCAUCGGUGUGACCACAGUGUUGACUCAGACCACACUGAUGACAUCAACGAAUGCCUCCUUGCCCAAGGUCUCGUAUGUCAAGAGUCUGGAUAUCUUCUUGGGAGUCUGCUUCUUUAUCGGUAAGCUGAUACUCCUAAUUUUGAUGGCAAAUAUAUUACGUGUAACUUUUUUUUUGAAAAAAAUCUAAAAUCAAAAAAAAAAACUUAUAUCGAAAUUUUGAAUAUAAAGUUGAUAAAAAAAUUACAGUAUUCGCGAGUCUUCUCGAAUACGCCGCCGUUGGGUAUUUGAUGAAACGGCAGAGGUCAAGUGCUUGUCGACGGGCCAAUUCCCAACUCGUUUAUUACUACGAGUUCGAAGAUCAAAGUCAAGUUCGUCUUGGAUCGGCGAGAGAAAAACGGAGGGGCGCCAGCUUCAGGAGAACGCACAGUCCGGUGAGAAAUUUUGUGUUUUUAAAAUUUCAAAAAAAUUCUAUUGAUUUUGGAAAAUUAGACUUCAAGAAUUUGAAUUUUUUUCUAAAAAUUAAAUUUUUUAUGUAAAUUUUUUGAUUUUGAUACUUAAAAAUUUUUUGAUGACUUUGAAGUUUCUUAUUUUUUGGAUUUAAGCCGCCAGCAAGUAGUAAAUUAAAUUUUUUAUGCUGUUUUAUUUAAAUUUACCUUACAUUUACAAGUAAAAAUUAAAAAUCAGCACCCCAUAGGCUCAAAAAAUUCGAAAAAGUGUAAUUUUUACGCAAAUACUUCUCGAGCCCUCCAAUUUGCCCUGAAUAAGACUAACUCUCAAAACAAUUUUCAGCAAGUCCACAACGGCGGAGUUGUUGAGCAAGGUCUGCCCUUGAUCGGUCUGUCGCCCACGCACAGCCAUCCCUCGGUGGGUGCUCGGAUGAGUAUGACCGAGACGAUAGAGCCGCACAAUACGAAGUUGUUUCUGGUCCGUCCGUCGCAAGUCGACCUGUUCUCACGGGUCGCGUUUCCAUUGUUUUUCGUCCUCUUUCAUAUUGCUUAUUGGGCAGUUUAUGCUAAUGUUUAACGUAAGGAAUUCAAUAAAUAUAUAUCAUCUAGUUUUGUUAUAAAUACUAUUUAAACUUAAAUAGUAUUCUAUUUAGAGCUCCGUCGAUACUGUAAAUUGCCAAAUUUUCAAUUUUACAGCAAAAAAACGAAUUUUUGGCGAAAAAUCAUCAAAUUUUGUCUAAAAAUGUCGCUAACAAGGGAAGUACCCCAAGUGCGACGCUUAGAUUUUCUUUAAACUUUGCACACACAUCGGUCAUAAACUAAGUAUCAAUUCCUGAAAGUUUUAGCUCGCACUUCGCAAGCGCCGCCGAGAUAUUGAACGGUCUUUGCCGCCGAGAGAGUACGCUCAACCCGGAGAGCGGUAGGAGAGAAAAACGCCUUUUGGCCAUACCUUUGCCAGUUUCGUGCGGAAAAAAUUGAUUUUUUGUGGAAACAUUGCCGUCUAUAGUAGAAAUAGGCACGAAACUUUGCGUCCCGAAAUUCAGCAAAAAGUUUUAAAAUUUUGGCCAACUUUAGAUCAAAAAAUCUCGGUUGUUUCUGCAAAACGGGAGCUAGGAUUCUCGCAUAUUUCCUAGGAAAAACUAUUCUAAAUUUGUGCCAAGUUUCAUCAAAAUCUGGCCGUCGCACUUGGGGUACUUUUCUUGUAAGGUCUCAUUGAAAUGUCCAUAAAUUUCCACUGAGCUGUUCAGCAGCUCACAGCUGUCAAGAGAAGUGUAUUUUCAUCAAAAAUAUGCUCCAUUUUGGCCUUCAGUACUAAACCAUCGCCCAAUUCCGUCUAUAAAUGCCCCUAAAAUUCCAUAUUUGACCCAAAACUGCCAUCAAACGACCACAAAUCCCAUCAAAAACCCAAACUGCUCACGGAAACGACGUCCAUCAUCCCGAACCCGCAUGAACUUUAAAUAUCGGUGGCCAUAAAAACAUCUCGCGGCCCCACCAAACACAUAGAACCAAUUGUGCGGAAUGCGCGGCCCGUUGCCAUGACGAUCAUGUAAUCGAGUCCGGGUUAUAUGGGAGAGUAACAGCGGCGGACUGGUCAUUUCCGUGGGUAAAUGGCCAAGACGGUGUUUCGACCACAAAGUGCUUAAUUGAGCGCGUGCGAUUCGAUUUCGGGGCGGCACUGGGUCGUGUUCUGGUCACCGCUUUUCCUGCGCUAUUGGCUUACAUUGCACGGAAUCUAAUUGAAAUAAAUUCCUGGCAGCUACCUGUUUCGGCCGCCUCUAAAUAUUGUUUUUUUCGGCCGCAUUGUUUUCUACUGCUACUAAUUUUUGGGCCCCAAUCUUUUCGGAUUUACAUAUACAAAUAUUAGAGAAAGAAGUGGGACGUCCAGAUGUAAUCGCCUCGACGACAUUCCGCCAAGUUCUUCAGCUGCAAUUAUCCCCUAAAGACGUUUGCGUGUGCCCCUCUCCCCAACAUGGCCGAAUUAUAAUCCAUCCAUCCGCCAGCGAAAGAUUCACCGGGCCGGAUAUCAGCGGCAGCAGAGUCUCAACAGCUUUAUUACAAACUUAAUCCAGCAGGCGAAAGAGUCCCCCUCUUCGAUCGUUGCCCUCAUCUCCACACUGCCAUCGCCCUGGAGUUGGUCGGCUUCCGAGUGCGGAAACUUGUUGAGAACUUGGCCCGCAGACUCCGCCAUUGGGCCGAAGCGUGGGGCCGCGCCUAUCUUGCGAUCGCCGAACUGCCAGAGACUUUCGUUUUAUAGAAUCAGUAAGUCUUUCAGGACGAUUUGCCCAGACUUUUCGAUGUUUCUGAACAAUCAAAAAUUGUACUUGUCAGCAUUUUUUAGCCGAAAAUUUAUUAAAAUUAACGAAAAGUCCAAUUUUACGCCUGAAAAACGUCAAACAAUUCAAUUUGUCAGCGAUAUUUUUGCCAGAAAAGCUGUAAAAACAUCAUAAACAUUCAUUUUUCUUUCAAAAAUUUAUCAUUUCAAUAUAAAACGACUCAUCCUACAGCCCAUUUUACCUAAUUCUUCCAGAAUUCCCCCAUUUUCAUCAUCCCAUUUUCAGCGGUGUUAUGCACCUUGCCGUCCGCUCAUGCAGCACGUCUUUCUGCUCGAUUCCUGCCCAUAUCUCCUCCUCUUCGUGGUCACUCUCUCACUCACUGCCUUUGCCCAAAACGGACCUCAGCCCUGUCCCGAGAAUGCGAUCGUCUUGACCGGAAGCGACUACCCCCAAUUCGUCUACAGUCCCUACGAUGAGCUGCGGCAGUACCCGCCAAAUACGGACUGCCGGUUUGUUCUGGUUGCAAGAUCAAUGCAACAUCGUAUUCACUUAUCAGUUAUUGAGUCCAAGUUGGAGGAGCCGCUGUUCACGGAGUGCGAGGACUAUGUUAGCAUCAGGGACGGUAAGUGUAAUCUUAUCUUUAUAAAAAUUGCUUUACAAGCAGAACUACAGUGGUCCUUAUUAAAAUAACUUGUUUCUUUGCUCAUGGAUACUAUUCGUAAUAUAAGGUACAAUAUUUUGUUACCCUGAAGCUUGACGAUUCGUCUUCUUAUGGCUCUUGAACUCCAACCCCUUUCCUAGCCCAGAAACAAACCGGGAACCUUUACAGUGGGGGACCUGAUCCAGUGGCAAAAAAAGUACCAUUUUGUAUCCGGGAAGUAUCAAAAAUGUGGCAAAAUACUUCCAUCUCCAAGUGAAGAAACUCGGAUUUCAAAAGCGCGCCCGCUCUUUUUGUGAGAGAAAGGGCGCGCUCUUCAAAACGAGGUUUUUUCACUUGAAGAGAGAAGCAUUUUGCCACAUUUUUGACGCUUCCCGGAUGCAAAACGGUACGCUUUUUGCCACUGGAUCGGGUCCUUCACUGUAAAGGCUUGCGGUUUGUUUCUGGGCUAGGAAAGGGGUUGGAUAUCAAGAGCCUUAAGACGACGAAUCGUCAAGCUUCAAGGUAACAAAGUAUUGUACCUUAUGUAAAGGACAAUAUCCUUGAGCAAAGAAACAAAUUAUUUUAACCAAGAAGCCGCUGUUACAAUUCAAAUGCUUUGUUAGAGAUUUUGUUUUCUUGGCAGAGGCCUGCGUAUGUUUUUAGGUAUAUCCAAAGGUAUACAAAAUCUCCAGCAGCCGUUGAAAACCAUUUCUGAUAUCAAAAGUCCGACUACUCCUAUUCCUUUCAACCUUUCAUUUUACCAUCAAAAAAUUCUUUUUCAUUGCGUUAAACUCCCAAUUAGCCUAACGUCUAAUUGGAACUUAUCUUUGUGAACAAUUUUUUGUUUAAAACUGCUCCGUUCUUGGCCUCUUCUUGACAUAAUUUUCAAGCGCCCCCUUAAACAUCAAUCCUUUUGCUACGUAACGACUUUCCCGGCAAUACCUAAUCUUCCAAUUUUUAUUCAAAUUACCCUCUUUGAGAUUCUAAAACUCCAUUCGCAACGACAAAUAUCUCCGGAUUAGGCCCUCUAAUAAAUUGUAAAGCCAUCCGUAAACGUCUGCCUGCAUCUAUAUCUGUUUCAGGAGGAUUACCGACAUCCGACGAGGUCCUCCGAUGGUGUGGCUCCUAUUUCCCACCAUCGCUAACAAGUUCAGGCGACUCUUUGUACAUUCAUUUUCACUCGGAUAACAUUGUUCAAUCGAGGGGUUUCAAUUUGUCGUUUGUUGAUUACUGUAAGUUUGUGGGGGAGAAAGAUUGGAACAUUAUUUGGGUUUUAAAGCAUUCAAUAAAGAAAUUACAGCUUUUAUAAAGUUUUUUUUGGGGAUUAAUAGCUCAAAAAAGUUUGGGAUUUUUGGGAAAAUGCUAAAGAUUUGGGAUAUUACGUCUACAUUCGAAGUUGUAACUGUCGGAAAGGGGGAUUUGGAAAAGUUUGGAGAAAAUUAGAGAAAAAUCUGACUGAUAAUCGUAUUUUGCCUAACCUGACUCUCAACUUCACCCAGAAACAACUUAUUUUCAGUGAUUCCCGGCUGUCCUGCUGAUUGGAUUCGAAGUGAUGACAAUAUGUACUGCUAUAAAAUGUUUUCCUCAGCCCAUGGGUACACUUUUAUUGAUGCUCAAAGGAACUGUUUUUACGAACGAUCGAAUCUGCUGACCAUCGAGAAUGCGCGUGAAUACCAAUUUAUAGUUGGGAAGUACUCGGACAGUCAUAAAUUCCCUUGGAUUGGAUACAACGACGCUAACAAAGAGGGAGAAUUCGAUGCGAUCGAUCCAAAUGUCCCUAUUUGGCCUGAGGAGUAGGUUAUUAUCAAUUAGAGUCACCUAAAGUCAUUUGUUGGUCUUAAAAUAAUCUAAUUACCUUAUUUUAGUCUCUCUUCCUCCCUCCGAGGAGAUCACAAAGACAAGGACUGCCUUUUUCUCGACUGGAACUCCAUCAAAGAUGGUCCCGCUCACACCGUAGACGACUGUCGAACCCGCCAUUCGUAUAUCUGCAAAAAACGACAAGACGGAACCACUGUUCCCAUCCAACUCUCAGCCACCCUUCUUCGGCAUGGCUUCGAGGAUCCGGUUUUCAAUUACACUCUGAUUCUGUUGAUCCUACUCUUACUAUUGGUUCUCCUGAUCAUCCUCUGGAUCAUCUAUCAAAAAUGCAAGAAGCGGAAUGUGGUGGCGGCGUCUGAAGGGAGCCGGCUUGUUCAGUCGGCUCCGCAUCCCGACACGACCGCCAGAGCUGCCACAGCGGCCGCGACAAUAAAUCUGGCGCCGGUUCCGGAGGAGAAAAAGAAAAAAGAGAGGGCCAAGACCGCAGCCACAGAUGCUGUGAAGAACGUGCUGGCGAUCAGUGCUAGUCGGACGACUGAAGCGAGAGAUUUGGCGUUGCAGAAGACCGAUGACGACCAAACCUUCCAACUCGACGACACUUUAUUCGAAAAGUCAAAGCCUGACGACAACGCUGUAGCUUCUACCAACUAUCAACAAGUUUCUGCGGAGUCUCCGCGAAUACGGACUUCUCCAAAUCAAGCGGCCCCUCCGGUGCAAGAUUCUGAAUUCGCUCGGGCUCAACGCCGAGAUUCGAAUCCCGUUUUGUCCGACGAAUCCGAGGCCGAACUCGGUGUGGGAGAAACUCCCAUUCCGUUCAGUCCAGUGAAGGGAGAUAAGGCUUCCCCCGCGGUGCAUUCACCGCCAGAUCGAAGUCAUUUGUACGAAAGUGGUCCGGUUACUGUAACAACAAAGGACGAGACAAAAGAUGCGAAAGAUUCCGGGGUUACCAGCAAAACUUUGAGCUCAACUUUGCCGCCAGUCGGUGAGCCCUCAGGGCCCAGUCGAGAGGCGACAAUUCAGACCGGGAUUACGGCGCCGUCCAGCCACCGCUCCAGGGGUACGCAGCCGUCUCACGGCUUCGAUCGACCUCAUGUUGGGACCUUGGAAAAUGUGUCGGCCAUCAGUUUGGACGAGUUCUGGCAGGAGAGCAAAUAA
Bursaphelenchus xylophilus (pine wood nematode) is the source of this 9556-nucleotide messenger RNA. Lineage: Eukaryota; Metazoa; Nematoda; Chromadorea; Rhabditida; Aphelenchoididae. The record is from the annotation of a GenBank genome assembly.